UGUAAGUGUGGCGUUUGUGUGCGAGGGAGGUUUGUGCGUGAUUGUCACUCGCGAUUAUCGUUCCGUUCAUUUAAAAUCGGCCCGAUUUCUUUGGCGUCCCGUCGCUUUUAUCGCCAAGCGUUGCAUUCGCCGUAUUUAAGCGGCGUAAUCGGGUCACAGCUUUGGUUACGGGUUCGGUGGCCGAUUAAAAGGGUUUUGUUUUCGCUAGGUUUACCCACCCACGUCACCCAUCAUGUUCUCAUUUCACAGGCCCAAAGUGUAUCGGUCGUCGACCGGGUGUUGCAUAUGCAAAGCCAAAUCCAGCAGUUCGAGAUUUACGGACAGCAAGAAAUACGAGGAUGACUUCCUGGAGUGUUUCAAACUGUCGUCUCCACGCCAGGGCGAGAUUUGCAAUGCUUGUGUCUUGCUGGUCAAACGAUGGAAGAAACUUCCGGCUGGGUCGGACAGAAAUUGGCAGCACGUUGUAGACGCGCGAGCCGGCCCCGGCAUGAAGAGCAUGACCAAGUUCAAGAGCAAGAACAACGGCACGAAGAAGAACGACAAGUCGGCCGCCGACCAGCCGCUGCUCAAGAAAAAGAAGAAGGAACGUCGGUACGUGCGUGAGUACAGCCCCACGCUGUCCGACAAGUCGGACAACAGCGACGACAUGGACAUGGAGAUAGCGGAGGCGAACAUGGGCAGCGCGAGGAGCGGCCGCUCCAGCUGCUCGGCGAGUCCGGGCGGCAGCGACUGCGAGGUCGAGCUGGUCGCGGUGAAGAGGCGGCGGCUGAACAGGCGCUUCAGGCAUCCCGUGAGGCGGGCGGGCGCCAAGCGCGUCGGCGACUUCAUCGAUCACGAUUAUUGGAAGAGAGAGACCAUCUGUUGCGGUACCAUCUACCGCGGUCGCAACAACGAGAUAAUAGUGGACCCGAGACUGCUGAAGCCGUGCACCGCCCGCAUCGAGAUGUGCAAGCGUCUGCAGCCGGCCGCGCCGGUCCAGGCGGCCGCCACGUCCGCCGCCACGCCGGUCGACAGCGGGGCGUCGCCCUCGUCCAAGACGUACAGCGACAGCAGUUCGGAUUCCGGUUACGACGAGUCGAGCAACCAGAAUCUGCCGGAGCAGCACGCGUACAAAAAGACGGCCGAAACGACCGGGAGCAGUAGUUGUAUAGGUGUCGGCGAUAAUUAAUACGUAUACGCUCCGCCCAUCGACUUUUCUGCUUCUAUUCUUUAAGAUUUAGGUUGUUUAUAAUUUAUUGAUUGAUAUACGUACGUAUUAUAUAUAUUUAUAUAUAUAUGAACACAUUUGUUAUGUUUGUGGAUGGUUUAUGCAUUUCUUGCAUGAAAACGGUUUUGAAUUUUAUUAGGUGAUUUAUUUUAGUUUGAAUACUCAAUUGUGAAUUGUGUUUAUUGAUGUAAUUACUGCAAGAAACGCAUAAAUCGCGCUCUUGCCGACAGUACAAAUAAUUAUUGUAUAUUGAAAUUGUUCGAUAUUUCAUUGGAAGCUGGCGUCUUUGAUUUGCGGGCUGUUUUCAACAAAACCACUCGUUUUGCCCUAUAAACUUUGAACAUACAUUACAAGCUCUGUCUGUAUGGGGUACUUAUAAAACCAAACCUAGUUUUAUAAAUACCCCUUUAAUAGACAAAAACUUGAAUGUACUUUGAAAGUUAACACAAGAGGAGUCGUUCCAGUGAAAGGUGAUUAAAAAUCACUUAGAAAUUCAGCCUGCGAAUACGACACGCAGCUUCACUGUCCAGUUAAGGAAUAUGGGAUAGAUUUCUGCGUUCAAAAUUUUAAAACAAAAUUAAAUUGGGGUCCAAAUAAUUCAAUAUAUUGACACCAUUAAAAAAUGCUGAUGAUUAUAUUUAAAUUUAACAAAUAAGACUUGAAUGUGUUGCAAUCAGUUAAACUAAAGCAUCUCAGACUAGUCAUAUUGUUUUUGUGAUAGUUUUUGUUUUUGAUGGAAAAAAUCGAUUAAUUAUAUUAUCUGAUUUGCUUUGCUUUGACGUAAAUACUCGAAUAUCAAAAUAAAAAAAAUGAAAUUCUAACAAAUCAAGCAAUAUAGAUUAUAAAAUCAGAUCCAUAUCAUGAUUGUGGUGUCUUGACUUACUGCCAAAACCAACCUGUAAAUCUAGUGUUCCUCUUUGAUGACACAAAUUAUAUUAAGAAUUUUUGUAAAAAAUGAAAACCUUAAAUACAUUUGUACAUUUUCGCCAGUAAUUUAAUUAAUUUCGUUCCAUGGCAGCAAUAUUUUUUAAGUGCUUACACUUCCGUGCAUUAACUACUACUAGUAAUUCUAUAUCCAUGUUACAUAGUUUAUAUUUUACAGAUAAUUUUUAUAUUAUAGAUGACUAAUAUAUUUGUUUUUUUAAGACAUGCCGAGAGACUGCAAGUCUAGUCGUAAUCAGUUUCGAGUUUCCUUAAUUUUAAAUGCAUUUUUUUUUCGACCGUUUCGGACGCCACCGCUUGGUGUGUUUCUGGGGGGGGUUGCGUCCCCAUCGGUUGGUCGAAUCUCUGUUGUAUAAAACAAAAAAAAUUAAAUAGUAAUUUUGUGACAAACUGCCAUUAAUUGUACAUUAUAUUUUACAGACUUAAAAAGGUUUAUUGAUUGUAUUUAUUGUGAAUAUUGGUUGUAUCCCCCCACGCAGUAACAACCAUCCCUAGUGUUCGGGAAUAAUGUGGAUGGUUGUUGCCGUAGUUUGGAUACGCGAAGUGGAUCUCAGAUUUAGUUGUGAAACGCAUACAUUCUUAAUUUCACAAUUUAAUUUAAUAAAGUAUUAUAUAAUAUAUGCUUAAAUUUAGAUAUUAUAAUUAUGUAUGAUAGAUUGUAGAAAUAGUUAUAUUUAUUUAAAAUUUAGAUGGUAAAUCAAUUUGGCUGGCUCGCGUUUGGUUGUAAGUUUGGCCGUAGAGCCAAAGGACGAAUCUUCCACUUACCAAAAUUUAGUCCCCGGUUUGUUUAGCCCUGGGCUUUUAUACAUUUUAUAAUGGAAUGAGGGUAAAGACUAUUUUUGAUAAUAUUCGAGGUAACAUCAGAGUUUUGUAAAAAAUAAUUAUAGCUAGCCAAUGUGUAUGUGUAGUAAAUUGAAGGGAGUUUUUCUAUAAAAAAAUUAAAUAUAUAAAAUUGGAUGAAACUUGUAAAAGCCAAAUUGUUACUAAAUGCAAUAAAUGACAGCAAUUGUUAUUUGAAUCACAGAUGUUUGCGGUUAACUCUAGGAUAAUUUAGAUUUUAUAAAAGGGAGAUGUGGAAACAAAGUUUCCGGACUUUUAAAGUCGACUUUUUAUCCGACGACCUAAAAUGUCUGUUGUGUUUGAUUAUAUUGUAUAAUUAUUUAAAUGAAAACUUUAAUUAAUUACCUUUAUAUUAUCUAAAUUGUACAUUUUUAUUGUAAUUCAGUGUUUUAUAUGCUAUUGUGACCCGUUGAUUUAUGUACAACGUAUUUAUCAAUAAAAUUUUACAUAUA
This is a messenger RNA of Aethina tumida (small hive beetle), 3441 nucleotides long. Its product is annotated as SIN3-HDAC complex-associated factor. Gene Ontology annotation, biological process: negative regulation of cell migration. The record is from RefSeq and is a predicted model, not a curated record. Bases 233 to 1168 code for a protein of 311 amino acids. Lineage: Eukaryota; Metazoa; Arthropoda; Insecta; Coleoptera; Nitidulidae. The transcript is spliced from 5 exons.